Messenger RNA from Anolis carolinensis (green anole), 4580 nucleotides. It is a transcript of the gene nkain4, whose product is annotated as sodium/potassium transporting ATPase interacting 4. NCBI's taxonomy places the organism in Eukaryota, Metazoa, Chordata, Lepidosauria, Squamata, Anolidae. The coding region runs from base 243 to 869 and encodes 208 amino acids. Gene Ontology annotation, biological process: regulation of sodium ion transport. The record is from RefSeq and is a predicted model, not a curated record. The transcript has 7 exons.
UCUUCUUGGGGACUCUUUUCACAAAGCGCCGAACUGAGCGCUUUUCUCCGGUCUGGCGGUGGGGCUUUCUAAGGUCGCUUGUCCUCAGGCGGGCAGGCAGGAGGGUCGACCCCAGGGGCGCUGAGAGCGAGGCAAGGAUGCUUUCCGGAGGGAGCGCCCGGUGAAGCAGCCGCCUCACUGCCGUCCAGGGCGAGAGGGCGAGGGGCGAGAGGGCUGGGGUCCGGCCACGAGUUUCGGGAAGGAUGGGAUGUUGCACCGGGCGCUGCACUUUGAUUCUCCUCUGCACUUUACAGCUGCUUGCUGCCUUAGAGAGACAAGUUUUUGAUUUCCUGGGAUACCAAUGGGCUCCAAUUCUUGCCAAUUUCCUCCACAUCAUCAUUGUUAUCCUCGGCCUCUUUGGUACAAUCCAGUACAGGCCACGCUACAUUGUGGUGUAUGCCAUCUGGACGGCCAUCUGGGUCACCUGGAACAUCUUCAUCAUCUGCUUUUAUUUGGAGGCUGGAGGCCUUUCAAAGGACAGUGAGCUCUUGACUUUUAACAUUUCCCGGCACCAGUCAUGGUGGAGCGAAAACGGCCCCGGCUGUGUAAGGAAGGAGACCCCCAUGGUAGGCCUCAAGGGCUUGGACAGCCAUUCCUACGUCUCUGUGAUCGGCUGCGCUUUGGAGUAUCGCUACAUUGAAGUCAUGCACAGUGCAUUGCAGAUUCUGGUGGCGCUGGUGGGCUUUGUCUAUGCCUGUUACGUUGUCAGUGUAUUUACAGAAGAAGAAGACAGCUUUGAUUUCAUUGGUGGAUUUGACCCAUUCCCUCUCUACCAUGUCAAUGAAAAGCCCUCCAACCUUUUGUUCAAGCAGACCUACCUGCCUGCGUAAGUAAAAAAAGAUCGAGAGGCUAAACUUGGCCUGAAGUCAGCCAUCCAGAAUCCAAACGCCAGAUACUCCAGAUAUUCUGCGCAGGAACAGAAGCAGCCGCAAAGUAAUGGCGAACACAUUCCACUCAAAAGGACACACACACAGGAAGACUGUACUUUGACAAGUGGCCAUUCAAGGAAAUAUAUCAUUUUGCUUGGCCAGCCCCUCAUUAACACGCUGGCUCAUUAGUGGACUCACAGGUUUUGCUGUCAAUGAAUGGAAUGGGAAUAUUACUGCCCUCUUCACCCUUCUCUCUAUUGAGACUCCCCAUUGAUAAUCAAAUGAGAGCAUUUUGAACAUUUCCAUUGGAUUCUUUAUUUUCACAUUACAGAGGUAAUUCCUUAAUGCUUCAGGCGUUUCAUGACUUGGUUAUUAUAAAUCGUCCAAUCCUACUCUGUUCCCUGUUUCCCAAUUCCAAAUUCCAGACCCAAACAAUCUUGUAAUGGACAAGUUGCUAGUUGAACUCACAGAUCCUCUGGUAUUUUUUCCCUAGCAAUCCUAGGCAAAAUUAUUUAGAUUCCACUUCUCAAGCCUUUCUAGUAACCAACUCGGUCCUUUUCUGCCUUCAACUGAUCUCCACGGAUGGAAAAAUUGAACUCUGUUGGAGUUGUUUCUGGAUUUCAAAAGACAUUGGUACAGCAGCCUAAUUCUGGAUGUCAGAUUCAUAAUCGAUUCAUGGACCCCAUUUACUGUGAUCAAAAAUGUCCUUCACUCUACUCAAGAAAACCAAAUUGGUGCAACAUUGCUACCUAUGGGAGAUGUUGCAAUGUCUCACUCUGGCAAACGACUGUAGCAGUGAUGGUGCAUUGGGCCCAUAGUAUGUACAAGCUGCCUUACACUGAGUCACAUUAAUGGUGCCACUGUCCCAAACAGUGUCAGUGGGAGUUACAACCAUUUCUAAUGAACUGAGAACAUUCAAGAUGCAAAGGAUUGGACCCGUGGACUGGCCCUGAGCCACAACCCUUUCUGGUUGUAUUCAUGUUGAUGUUAUUACAAAACCGUGGUAUGUUUUGGUCUGCAUUGCAAUGAGCCACUAAGAAUGAAGAUUUGGGGGGGGAGGGGGUGAAUGGAAAAUCCAGAGAACUAGCUGGCAUCACUUAACCACACCAUCAAUAUAUUCACAUUGUGUAUUUGCUGCUGAGAAGUGGAAUCCUGUGGAGUGAUGCUGUUCAGGAAUCCAAUCACUGCAUCUCCAAAUGUGGUUUUCUGGACCAAAAGUCCGUAGACAUUCAAAGGGCACUUGGAAGGUCUCAUCCAACUGGAAAUGUUCUUGAAUACACCCUUCCUUUUAUAUACUUCUGGAAAACCUGGUGUUCCCCAAAACCUGCGGAUACCUGCCUCUUCUGCAUAAAUGCGAGCUGUUUUGGCUACUUAAGCAGCAAGACUGACAGCAUGAAUAUCAGAAACAGUGGAAAGGAUGGUUUUGUUCCCUUGAGUUGCACCCGAGAAAAGUUUGCUAGAGACAUGUGUAAAUUGAACUAGCCCAAAGUAAGUUUUUGGUGGUGGCUGAUGAGUCCCAUGUUAGUGCAGUGCUGAAUUCCCUCUAGGCUUUAGUCUGAACUUUAAAGGUGUCCUCCAGGCUGCUGAACCUGUUUUGGGCAUAGCUUUCAGUACUUUGAAUAGUUCAUUUAGAAUUCUGACUAAUAUCUAGAGUGGAUUCACCAUUCCACUGCUCUGGAAGGCACUGACACUUACCAGCAGGAACAUGGGAGCAGUAGAAGUGGAAGGAGCAGAAACCAGGAGACAUCCAGACAUCCUGCAACAUUGCAUGAACUAUGUUUGUAUCACACAUCCCCAUCUCCACUCUUGCCUGCAAAAAGCUGUCAAGCCCUAGCAGCCUGCUGCUAUCGUCAUGUAUUGGUGCUCCAUUGAAAAAGCAGCUGGUCUUGGCUGUACAGGGAAAGAAAGCAAGGAUACUCUCCUAGAUGUCUUACAUUUCCCUUCCCUUCACAGCCCAAACCAGCUGCUCCUUUCCCCCAGUGAUGUAACUAAUAGCAGCAAAUGACUGCCAAAGGUAGACAGCUAUAGCAGGAGGGUUUUAGGUGGGUAACAAAAAGCUAGAGAAUGUCGCUUGUGCCCCACCCAAAAUAUUUAUGUGUGUCCAACUUGGGAGUUUCAUCCACCUGUAACUCAGAAUAACAUGCAUAACUGACUCACAGGAUCCCAGCCAUCAUCUACCACUCCUCCAAGUUCUGUUGUUCCCUCUGAGCUUAUUUGCAAUUCUCAGUUGGAAGGAAAAUAGAUUUUCCAGUGACGACAACUGCUAUCCUAUGCCACUCUGAAAUCUUUAGCGAGAGGGCAGGUUAUAAAUGUUUUGAUCAAUACAUCACAUCUGUGUAGCAGAAAUCUCUUUAUACAGAGUUAUGCACUGGUUGUGUUUCACAAUUCAUGUGUUGAAUAGCAAUGUUGAAGACCCAAACACUCAUUCACAUGCACACCAAUACCAUAUGCACAAUUCCAUUUCUGUGAACAAAAUGAACCAAAAUGGACUUAAGAAUGAAAGAAAAAAGUCCAAACUCUUCUACAGGGAGAACUGACACAUGUGGAGGGCACCAAGAGGAUUCCAGUCAACAUAUUGUGACCCUUCUAUUCCCAUUGCAAAGUACUGGUUGGGGUGGAUGGGAGGUUGAUCUUGAUAAGGCAGGUAUGAUCCCAAAGCUUUACAAAACAGACAUGAAAAUAGCUCGAAAUGGUAUGUUGAUAUAUAUCAAUGUUGCCAAUAUUUUUCAUACUCCUCUUGGGAGCUUGAUUAAGGAGAACUGUUAUGAUGGGCUAAUAUGUAGGAAUUUAAUAUGUGGUAAACACUGAUUUUAGGUUCUAAGGUGAGACAAAAUUAUGGAGUUUGGGGGUAACAAGAGCUACUGGCCACAGUGGAUAUAUUUUGUGCUUCGCUGCCCAAUUCCAGUUGCUGGAGAACAUCAGAGAGAGGACUCUUGCCUUCACACUUCUCAGCAGCUGACCACUGCUGGAAACAGAAAACUAAUCUAGAUACUCUUUGGUCUGAUCCAGCAGAGUUCUUCAUAUUUGCUUAAGCCAGUUUGUAUACACCCAUGAAUUACAUCUUUGGGACUGAUACUUACAGGCCAAUAUCUGAUGCCUUUCUCCAAGUGCCUCUUCCUAGACAGCCUUGGAAGAUGACCACAAAGAAAAAGAGCCAACGUGGAAUACUGAUCUGAGUGUUUGAAUAGCCCUCUGGGAGAUGAGGGUUUCAGUCACUGCAAAGCCAAGGGCAAGUUACACUUUCUCAGCUUCUCAAGAGAUCAAUGGCAACCUCCCUCUGAACAAACCUUUCCAAGAAAGCCUCGUGAUAGAGUCACCAUAAGACAAAGACUAUUUGAAGACACAUAACAACAAAACAAGGAGAAAGGGCCUUGUUAGUUGCAUCUCCCCUUUGCUUGAAUGUUCCUCCAGUGGGGCACACCUGUUACUGUCUCUUCAAGAUCAGAUUUCUGUAUUUUGGCAGGAUGUGAUGGACCAACCUUUCAAUGCUGACAUUAUACCAUUGACCUCUAUUAUUUGUCAUGGGGAUAUGUGUGUGGUUUUAUAUGACAGUUACAUUGUUUGUAUCAAUUUUGUUUUUAACAUUCAUGUAUUGUAAACUUUUGUAACACACCUUGAGUCUUCUCCAGAAGAGAGAGUCUAAAAAUGGAAUAAACUAUAAGCUGUAGCACA